Molecule: messenger RNA, 4391 nt
Organism: Vespula pensylvanica (western yellowjacket)
Lineage: Eukaryota; Metazoa; Arthropoda; Insecta; Hymenoptera; Vespidae
Product: fez family zinc finger protein erm-like
Exons: 2
Coding region: 1339-2553 (404 amino acids)
Cellular component (GO): nucleus
Source: RefSeq, a predicted model, not a curated record
AUUAUUAAAAAUAUGAUAAUAGUUCAACUAUAAAUAGACAGAUAGUUCAAUUAAAAGACUAGAAUAAAUACAAAAGAAAUACUUAAAAAUGUUUAGUUUGGAAAACGGAUAAAGUCGGUCGCGUGGAUCGCACGAUCGAAUCGGCUCGAAUUAAGAAAACAAAAUGGUCCCUGCUCGAGCGUCGGCCAUGCUUUCGCUGAGAUUGAAAUAAAUUGGUAGAAUUGCUGGGUGGCUGCGUACCGCGAGAACGGGGAGCGAUACUGAUUACGUUGGCCGUUCGUUAAGCACUGUAACAAUGCCAGCCCCCACCAUGUCUCUUGUAGCUACAACUCCCCCCUCACUCUCCUCUCCUAUCCACUCCUCCUCGCGCGUUCGCGCGACCGAUACCUACGUUAGCCAAUCGUCUAUCGUUUUACCCCACCACUGCCAACCUUGUGCGGCAUUGCCCUGUGCUUUUUGCUCUUCUCUCUUCCUCUCUUUCUCGCUCUUUCACUAUUUCUUUCUCUCUCACGAAAAGAAGAGGACAACGACCACAGACGGAAACCGAAUAACUAUACCUAUAGAGGGUAGCUUACAGCCAGACGAACAUGUUAAAAGUUUAUACAGAAAUUUUAUUGAAACCGGUGGAAAAGAUAAUAUACACAUAAUUCUUGAUUUAAAUAACAACGAGAAGAUUUUCAAAGAAAGAACAUAUAGUAUUCCAGCAAAUAAAUAUUCAAACGUAAAGACAGGAAAAUGUUAUAAUGUAAGUACAGAAGUGUCUAUAUUUUCGAAAGAAAAAAAAAGUGAACAAAAGAGAGAGCGAUUAAAAGAGACAUUAAAAAAGACAGAGUAGAAAUAUAAUAGAAGUAUAAUAGAAAUAGAUGAUAGACGGGAAAGAUGUAUGUUUAUAAAUCUUGUUCAUCUACGAAUUAGAAAUAUUUUUGGUAACUAUUGAAAAAUAUUGAAUCAGAAGAAUAUUCUCGAAAAAAGUUUUCUCGAGGAUGGAGGAAGGGGAAGAAAAAAAAGGAGACAUGUGUCGAACUUUUAUCCGUUGCAAAAAAGGGGAUGGAGUGUGGAAUAAUCGUGGCCUUUGUCGGUGGUAAAUUUUGGACAGUGGUGGUUCGCCGUUCCAUGGCGGCCAAUGCUGUGUUCCCUCUCUCUCUCUCUCUCUCUCUCUCUCUCUCUCUCUCUUUUUCUCUCUUUGACUAUAGGUCAUAGGGGCGUUUCGGGGGUGCGAGGUAGUCGUUUUCCCUCCUCAAAUCUCUCUCCUCUCUCACAACGGCCUCGCUUUUCCACUUAUCGACCCCCACGGUUAUUAGGGCUGCCUUUGCUUCCAGGGACAAUCGAAGACAUAUCAUGCAACCAUUCUCGACGGGCAACACAAUGGCGACGGAGACACCGACCAGUCUGCCACCGGAGAAGGUGAGCUCGCCACCACCCUCUCGGAAUUUGACCUUCUCCAUAGCGAAGAUCAUGGAACCGGACAAACGUCUGACCGAGCAAGCGAACGUAGCUCAAACGGUCCAAGCAGCGGUCGUACCGCCGCCAUCGACAACGACGGCGACACCUACAACAACUCCACCUGGUAUACUUCAUCAAGCCUCACAUAUCCCGGCGCUUACUCAGCGUUAUUCGGCCCAUCUAGAAUCGGCCUUCAAGAAAUACGUGCCAACGUUGAGGCAUCAAAAUCUUUAUCCCCUUCUCUACUAUCAUCCGAGUCCAUUGUUAAGGGCCUUUCCAGGUUCACCAGCGACAACUCCGAGCGUUCCACAAACCUCGCCACCACCCAGUUCUGUUCAAGACACUUCUAUUUCCUCGAGACUAAGUCUGAUGACGAUCUCGCCAGAAAGUCAACGUGGAAAGAAAAGUCCGGCACCGCGGAACGAGCUAAACGGUACGAACAAGCAAAAGACUUUCACAUGUUCCGAGUGUGGUAAAGUUUUCAAUGCGCAUUACAAUCUUACCCGGCACAUGCCUGUACACACAGGAGCUCGGCCAUUCGUAUGCAAGAUAUGCGGUAAAGGAUUUCGUCAAGCGAGUACUCUUUGCAGGCACAAGAUCAUACAUACCGCUGAAAAACCGCACAAGUGUCAGACGUGCGGUAAAGCGUUUAACAGGAGUUCCACGUUGAAUACUCAUACCCGUAUACACGCUAAUUACAAGCCGUUUAUAUGCGAGUUCUGCGGCAAAGGAUUCCAUCAGAAAGGAAAUUACAAGAAUCACAAGUUGACGCAUAGCGAUGAGAAGGCAUAUAAAUGUACCGUAUGCAACAAGGCGUUCCAUCAGAUCUAUAAUCUUACUUUUCAUAUGCAUACGCAUAAUGAUAAAAAACCUUUCUCAUGUAAGAUAUGUGGCAAGGGCUUUUGCAGGAAUUUCGAUUUGAAGAAACACAUGAGGAAACUUCACGAUACUGGUUUACCCGUACUUGCUGGACUUGGUACUUCGAGUCAAAGUCAUAAUCAACAACCAGGAUACGCGUCGAUGCAUCAGCCACCCGAUGGACGUCCCUUCGUCAGUCCAUUCCUUCUACCACCUCCAAAUUCGACCAGUUAUCUCACUAAGAUGUUGUGACAUAGUGAAAACAUUCCUUAUCCGAGGAAAACUCAAUGCCCAUUGAUGUUGGCUCCUCCCUGUUACGCCGGAGACAUCGCUCAAUUGGCCCAACCUUCGAAGUGAAAACGAAUUGAACGACAGCAACGUGUGACUCUGAUUGAAAUAACCAAACAUAAAGCUUUCUUCGACGAUAUUUGUUCUAAUAUAUUUCGUUCUGAUAAUAAUAUUUCAUUAAGAUCAUUCAAAAAGAAAAAAAAGAAAAAAGGAACAAAAAAAAGAAAAAAAAAUGUUUUCCCGUUUUUUCGAAUUCAUCGAAGACUUACGGAAUGAAAUGUCAUCGAAAUCCUGAUUACCGAAGGAUGUCUAUUGCUCCCGAAAUUCUUAUCAAAGACGAAUUAUGUCCCCAACGUAUCAUACACACUCUGUUGAACCUACUCAAGUUCAGGAGUCCAAUGGGAACGGCUACACCUGUUUCGGCUAACACAUCUUUGUAAUUCCCGCGAGAAAAGAAAUCCAAAACGUUUAUCGUUAGUGACGGAUUUCGACCGAGCGUUAACCCUCGAAAAUUAUCCUCUCAUCGUUUUUGCUUGGUGAAUAACAUUUCACAUAUUGUUCACCUAACGUUGCACAUGAUGAUAUCAUCAUUCGAGUUUAUUCAAGAUUAGAGAAACAUUGCUGAGAAAGAGAUCAGUGUUGCGUACGUAAACGAUUAAUCAAAGGUGUAUGGACUUUUUCUAUAUACAACAGGCAAAGAUCGAGCAUUACGUGCGUUCGUACUGAUAUAUCGAGCAAAUCAAUGAAUGAUCGAUUCGAUCGGUACGCUUCUUAUCGAUGAUUACUCAUACGUGUAAAUACUUGUAAAUAUUUAUAUGUGCAAAGUAAAUACAUGGUAUGGUAUGCGUUAGAUGUACGUAUGUGAGUGAAUAAGUGAGUGAGUGAGAGAGAGAGAGAGAGAGAGAGAGAGAGAGAGAGAGAGAGAGAGACGUGAAAGUGAUCAUAAGUAUGGAAUUUGUAAUUAAAACGUAGGUAUCGUCGGUGAGACGAUUUUAAAGAGUCGUUUGAAACGAUUAAUUAAUUCGUAUGGAUCUCAAGAGAGGAUUAAACAAAGUAAAUAAAGUUUCAAUGAGCAUAUGGAACAACUUAACCCAUUGAUCGCACAUAGGUAUUUAUCAUUUAGAGAACUGUAUAAAUCGGUGUGAUAGUAGUUUUAAGUCGAUCGUAGAUAGCAAAUGAAAUGUUGGUCCUUUAUUAUAUCGAUCGUUGUAAUCAUUACGUAGAAUUACGUCGCGAUCGUUACGGCCACUGUGAUUACACGAUUACAAUGGCUUUGCAAUAGAAUCAAGACGAGAGAGUAUUAUUAUGAUUACGACGAGAUCGUGUACCUAAUUCUCCUAUUUAUGCAUUUUUAUUUACGUCUUCCGAUAUUACGUAUAUAUACAUACAUACAUAUAUACAUAUAACAGCAAAAAAAUGUUCUAUUCAAGAUCAAAUAAGUAUACUUCGUCUAAUUGGUUUUUCUUCCCCCCCCCCCUUAUCUCUGUUUUCUAUUAAUUUGAUCAUCAAGAUUGCGUCGAAAUUAGCAAAGAAGAUCACGAAAGUGAAUGGAUGUACGCGUUUAUACCUUACGAAUUAGAUAAAUAUCGCAGAUUUAUCAAGUAUGAUGAUGAUGAGAAAGAAGAAGAAGAAGAAAAAGAAGAAGAAGAAGAAGAAGAAGAAGAAGAAGAAGAAAGAAAUUUAAAACCAAAAAAGAAGUAAUAUAUGUAGAUAAUCGAUAGAAUGUAGAUGAAAAUGCAUAUGUAUGUGUUCCCUGUUGUAAAUAUGAAUCUAUCCAAUGCAAUAAAUUUUAAUGAUAUCGA